GGUUAGAUGAUGUGUUCAGAAUAGAGGCAAAUUUGAUAGAUAUGUUUCAUUCAAUAUUUUUUAAGAUAAUAGAAGAAGUUUAAAGAAUUGAAAGGGCCUUUCGAUACUACUGGAAGAGCAACAAAGUAUUAAAAUGUUUUUAAGCUGAAAAUGCUUUAAUUUUUCGAUGCAAAAGUACAUCAAAAUGGAUAUAAAACAAAAAAUUAUACAAAGAUUCAACGCACAACUAGGAUCUGACAUAAAAAAUCUUCAAGAAAUCUACGAUUUCCAUGAAAAUCUCAAGGCAGAGAAAGAUGAAAUUGAAAAAUCUUUAUCAAUGGCAUCAACCGCUGCUCCCUCCAAAGUAAAAGCAGUAGUUGAAAGUGUGGAACAUAUCAAAGAUGAAGCUGAUCAUUUGCAACAAAUUUCCAUAGACCUCAAUAAGAAGAUCAAAGAGGCAUUUAGUGAAAAUGACAGAAAUUUGGAAUUACAGGAAAUUAUUGAUAAGAUUGGUCAAUUAGACAAAUCAUUAUCUUAUCUAUACUUCAUAAAAUAUAUUGAAAAUAUCAGUGACGAGAUGGAGACAUUUCUGUCAUCAGGUGACGAUGAUUCAUUGAUAACUUUAUAUACAAGCUUGACAGAAGUCAGCUGUCAACUACAAACAUCUGCCUGUCAUCAUUUGGUUAAUUAUGUUCAUGAAACGCUACACUUUUGGCAUAAUCUAAUCAAGGAAAAGUUAUCGAAGGAAUACAAUGAUCUGUUGAAGACACUAAAAUGGCCUUUCUGUGGCACUAAUGCUAGUUCAAUGAGCCCACCCUUGCCAGAAAUGAUGACAAGAUUUAAGAUGCUCACUGAGUAUCUUUUUCAUUUGCAACUACCAGAAGAAACAAUAAAGCCUGUAGUAAAAUCUGUACUGUUAACAGAUUUUGCGCCAAUUAGCUUGCCGAUCACUUAUCUGGUGCGUCCCCUCAGACAGAGGUUCGUCUACCACUUCACAGGAUCUAAACUGACAAACCGCCAGGAUAAGCCAGAAUGGUUUUUUACGCAGAUAUUAAGGUGGAUUAAGGAUCAUGUACAGUGGGUGCAGAAGAACAUCCAGCCUGUGGCGGAUGCUAUAGGUUUCGGGCAUUUGGAUAUAAAGGUCGAAUUCAUGCGCGCCCUGGUUCAGUUAGCCGUCGAGAAGCUUCAUUCCGAAUUACCCUUGGUACAGUACGACGACACUUUAUUCGCGCAUUUAGUGGACGAAGCUUUGGGAUUUGAACGAGAAUUACGAGAGACUCUGCUGUAUCCUCCAACACAACCCACCACUAUCUUCGUUUUAACACAAGCGCAAGUUUUCGUAAAAUGGAUCAACAUAGAGAAGAAAUAUGCAACGGAGAAAAUGGACGCAAUAUUGAGCUCGAACACAGCGUGGGAAAGGCUGGCAGGUCCUGACACGGAUGACAUGAAAGUCACUGAAUGCGCAGACGCUUUCCUCACGCUUCUCACCACGAUCUCUGACAGAUAUAAACAUUUACCACAGCCUGGACACAGAUUGCAGUUUCUUGAGCUGCAGUUGGAAUUGAUUGACGACUGGAGAGUGCGAUUGCUACAACUAUUACAUGAAAAUUACGAAGAUCCAUUGACCUCGCUCAUGCCGCACAUUCUCAAUACGUUACAUUAUGUCGCAACCGUUUUGGAGGAAUGGGGCAUAACAGUCCACUUCCUGCAGCUAUAUUUCUUCAAGAAACAAUUCGAAGCCGUAGAGAAUGCUACCGACAGAGGCAAUGACGUCAGCGAAAGCAUCGGAGAAGUGGAAGGCACUGUGUUUGACGAAGCUGUCGGUCUCUUACAACGGUUAGAGAAAGAAUUAAUAAGUGAAAUCAGCGACUCGGUGGCUCUAGACGUAAAGGCAAAAAGUAGAGCUUACAGGACUGAUAAGUGGUUUGCGAUGCAGUCUUCCAAAGAAGUUGCUUCAUUAUCGGUAACGCCAAGCGGCUGUCCCAUGUUCCAAGAGUUGGCCACACGUCUUCACAUAUUGCACAAUGCUCUCGCUCUACCAUUGUUCCGUCAAGCUUGGAAGAGUUUAGCUGCUCAAUUUGAUCAAUUUCUCUUUGAGGAAGUUGUACUGGUGAAUCAUUUCAACAGCGGCGGUGCUGAACAAUUACAAUACGACAUCUUGCGAAACUUAUUUCCAUUGUUUGGUUUGUAUAUCAGCAAUCCGGAGUCAUUUUUUCCUUUGAUCAAAGAAGCAUGUAUACUCUUAAAUAUUUUAGUGGGUUCAGCUAUGUUGCUUCAAGAGGCACUAAGUAAUAAUAGUGAUAAAACUGCGUCGGCAGAAAUUUUAGCGGACGUCGGUGUGCACAAAAUGUCCCCCGAGCUUGCUUUGAAAGUGAUAGCGACGAGAACGGAUAUUAUACAUGUGUAGAGAAUUUUCUCCUUGCAUACAUACAUAUAUGUGUGUGUGUGUAUGUGUGUGUGUAAAAAUGGAAUUUAUUGUACAGUAGUGAAUUCACCAUGCGUUCUGUAUUACACACUGUAUAUAUAAAUAAUUAAAAUAAUUUUCUACUUA
Molecule: messenger RNA, 2530 nt
Organism: Dinoponera quadriceps
Lineage: Eukaryota; Metazoa; Arthropoda; Insecta; Hymenoptera; Formicidae
Gene: Rint1
Product: RAD50-interacting protein 1
Exons: 13
Coding region: 167-2386 (739 amino acids)
Biological process (GO): endoplasmic reticulum to Golgi vesicle-mediated transport; retrograde vesicle-mediated transport, Golgi to endoplasmic reticulum; regulation of ER to Golgi vesicle-mediated transport
Cellular component (GO): Dsl1/NZR complex
Source: RefSeq, a predicted model, not a curated record